Messenger RNA from Alosa alosa (allis shad), 6689 nucleotides. RefSeq names its product tumor protein p53 binding protein, 2a (gene tp53bp2a). Gene Ontology annotation, biological process: regulation of apoptotic process; signal transduction. NCBI's taxonomy places the organism in Eukaryota, Metazoa, Chordata, Actinopteri, Clupeiformes, Clupeidae. Gene Ontology annotation, molecular function: p53 binding. The record is from RefSeq and is a predicted model, not a curated record. Gene Ontology annotation, cellular component: nucleus. The transcript has 19 exons. Bases 563 to 3973 code for a protein of 1136 amino acids.
AGUACUACGUCACCCUGGGUUGGACGGCAGGUUCUUGAAACGCAUCGAAACCUCUUAAGCGUCGUUAUUGUUGGAUUUAAAUGUACCAUUAACCAUUUGUUUGUGGAUGAGUAGCCACAAUUUGAAUCAAGACUGCGAAGUUUUCGAUCAAGAUAGGCGAUAGUUGUUGAAAGCUGACAAAACUUGGAACGUCACCGAGAUGCUUAGAACCUAGCUGAUAGCUAAGCUAUAGAACGUAGCUAGCAAGAGAAAACUUUUCUGGCAACAGUCUCCUAUUUCAUCACAACAGGUCAAUCUCCCGAAAAAUUUUCAAAUAGCGCACCCAUUGAAUCUUUUUGGAACAUUCAACGUUAGACUACGAAUGUUUAGAUAAAGUGAAUGCAACGUUAAAUAGUUAAGCAACGGUAGGAUAACGUUAACUCUCCUGCAAAGAGUUAUAAAGUCUUCCAUGAACGAAUGCAGUUUACUCCUGGAUUACAGGAAUUAUACGACGCUUUCCUGGGAGCCACGAUUAGCCUCUAACUUUAAGGUUAACGUGAAUAAUUGACUGCUCGACGCCAAGAUGAUGCCGAUGUUUUUGACUGUUUACCUCAGCAACAAUGACCAGCAUUUUACAGAGGUACCCAUCACUCCUGACACAGUGUGCCGUGAUGUGGUGGAGCUGUGCAAAGAGCCUGGAGAAAUAGAUUGUCACCUUGCAGAGAUGUGGCGUGGAUCAGAGCGUCCAGUGGGUGAUGGGGAGAGGAUGCUGGAUCUGCUGCAGGGCUGGGGACCACAGAGAGCUGAGGUGCGCUUCCUCUUGCGGCAUAACAGAGCAUCAAACCAUGAGUCAGGUAGUUCCAGAGGCACAGAGCACAAGAAGAAUGGGUUGAAGGGGCCAGUGGAUAGAAGGAUGGAGAAUGGGGUAACUGCACCAUGCAUGGACAUGACCCUUGCAGAGCUACAAGAGAUGGCAGCUAGACAACAGCAGCAGAUUGACGCUCAACAGCAACUCCUGGCCUCAAAGGAGCAACGCUUGCGCUUCCUCAAACAGCAGGAUCAGAGGAAACAGCAGCAGGCCUUGGAGCAGGAGAAGCUGCAGAGAUUGCGGGAGAAUGUAGAGAAGCAGGAGAUUCGGCUGAAGAAAGUUCGGGCCCUCAAGGGCCAGGUGGAGCAGAAACGCCUCAGUAAUGGAAAGUUGGUGGAGGAGAUUGAACAGAUGAAUAGCCUGUUCCAGCAAAAGCAGCGUGAGCUGGUUGUAGCUGUUUCUAAGGUAGAAGAGUUGAGCCGACAGCUAGAGAUACUGAAGAAUUGCAAAAUGGACCCCUUCAACAACAACCAGAGCUCUGUGGCUGAACUGGACUCCCUCUACAAAGAAUUGCAGUUAAGGAACAAGCUGAACCAAGAGCAGAAUGCUAAGCUUCAGCAACAACGGGACAACCUGAACAAACGUAACCAGGAGGUGGCAACCAUGGACAAGCGUGUAAAUGAGCUCAGAGAGCGCCUCUGGAAGAAGAAGGCGGCUCUGCAACAAAGAGAGAACCUACCUAAUGGCUUUCCUGUUAAAGAGAAGGCUUCUAAAGACUCUCAUCCUAAGGUGUCAUCUGACAUCCAUAUCCAACAGCAGACAGGUGGGUCCCGUGUGGCAGCAGUGGGACCCUACAUCCAGUCCUCCACUAUGCCCCGUGGACAACUGAGGCAUGAGCAGCUAGUGAAGCCUCCUUUUCCAGAUGGCACUUCAACCUUGCCAGCACAAGAGAGAACCACUCCAGAGCUUAAGUCUAGCACAGGCUCAAUGUUCACAGGUGUCCAUUCACCAAAGGUGGCCGGUCUGUCUGACCAGAGCAUUUCUACUACAAGCACGGAUUCUACUGUGAGCCAUGGCUUGUCUUCCACCCUCCCCAGGACAAAUACCCACACCCCAGAAGAACAAGCAGAGGUUGACACUGAGGUACUAAAGCGAGGAGGACAGGACAGGAAAGUGCGCCCUUUCUCAAUGUUUGAAUCCAGUGAGCUGCCUGCCACAGAGUUGCCUCCUACCGCCCUCCGAAAGAACCAAAGCAGUGAGGAUCUGGUCAGGGAUGCCCAGAUUGUUGGAAAGGUCGUAAAGGUUCCACCACCAGUGCCCAACAAACCCAGACAGGUCAACCUUCCACCAGGCACUCAGAUACCAUAUGGCAAGCAGGCCUUUCACACCAGUACUUUCCCAGGCAAAGUGAAAGGUCCCAUCCAGUUACAAACUGCUGGCUCACAGAGUCGCUUGCCUCUCCCCUCAAGUCAGAGCAACACUCUCCCUCUGCCCUCGAAGCAGGAAGCCCCACCAGCGGCCACAGUUCGUCCCUUCACCCCGGAGCUCGCAGGGACGAAAGAUGCAAAUGGGCUUCAAAAGCCACAAUCUGGUGCUGCAAGCUACAUCUAUAAGAUGUAUUUAGGCGAAGUUUCCCAGCAGGGUGUGCAGGGAGCAUUAUCAAGAUCCCAGAACCGUAAUCAUUUUGUUAGUGUGUAUGGGAAACCAGUAAUCUCUGGAGGGUCCCAGGUAUCUCAGAACCAGCACCCAGAAAAUCCUUACAUGGAACGACCUAGUGGCAGCAGCAACACCCCAGACUCUGAAGUAGACCAAGGCACUUUGGGUCCUGGUAUGCCUGAGAACCAGGAGACCGAGCGCAUUCCAAGGCCCCUCAGCCCCACUAAGCUACUGCCCUUCAUUUCCAACCCCUACCGGCACCAAAGUGAUGUGGACCUGGAGGCUCUGCGCAAGAAGCUGUAUAAUGCACCACGCCCCCUUAAGAAGCGUAGCUCCAUCACUGAGCCUGAGGGUCCUGCGGGACCCAACAUUCAGAAACUGCUCUACCAGAAAACCACAUUGGCUGCCAUGGAAACCACUGCCUCUGAGCCAGUUUACCAACCAAGUGUUGUUGAAGAGGACAAGGAAAGUUCAACCAUUCUUCCAGCAACUGUGACUGAGAUCACUCCCUUAGAUGACGUUGUGAAUGUGGCUCCUGUGGAGACCUUGCUUGAGCCACUUACUGUUUCCUCCGCUGUCUCUGAGACUAAAGAGGAUGAUUUCGUACCACCACCACCACCACCUCACCCUGCACCACGUCCAGAGGAUUCUCUCCUGUCCACACAAGUAGCUCAGGAUCAACCAUUGAACCUGCCCGCUCCACCUCCUGAGACCUUCCUGGAGGAGUUUCCCCCAUACCCACCCCCUCCCUACCCUAGUAGUGGAGCAGGACCAGAACAGGAAAGCCUUGGGGAGGACACCUUCAACAUGGAGCCACCUGAGGUCACAGGCCAGGUCACCCUGCCUCCAGGUAAGAGGACAAACUUGCGGAAAGCUGGAUCAGAACGCAUCGACCACAACAUGAGGGUUAAGUUUAACCCACUGGCACUUCUGCUGGAUUCCUCCCUAGAAGGAGAGUAUGACUUAGUCCAGAGGAUCAUCUAUGAGGUUGAGGAUCCCAGUCAGCCUAAUGAUGAAGGAAUUACGGCCCUGCAUAAUGCUGUAUGCGCUGGGCAUACUGAGAUCGUCAAGUUCUUGGUGCAGUUUGGUGUUAAUGUCAAUGCAGCUGACAGUGAUGGCUGGACGCCCCUACAUUGUGCCGCCUCCUGUAAUAAUGUACAAGUUUGUAAGUUUUUGGUGGAAUCUGGGGCUGCUGUAUUUGCCAUGACUUACAGUGACAUGCAGACAGCAGCAGACAAGUGUGAGGAGAUGGAAGAUGGUUAUACACAGUGCUCCCAGUUUCUCUAUGGUGUUCAGGAAAAGAUGGGUAUCAUGAACAGAGGAGUAGUCUAUGGCCUGUGGGACUACGAAAAGGAGAGCAGUGAUGAGCUUUGUUUCCAGGAGGGUGACUGCAUGACUAUUGUUCGGCGUGAGGAUGAGGAUGAGGUGGAGUGGUGGUGGGCACGUAUAGGCAACACGGAGGGAUACAUACCUCGCAACCUCUUGGGGUUAUAUCCCAGAAUAAAGCCACGACAGAGAAGUCUGGCAUAAAAGAAGAGGAUACUGGCCAAUGUGGAGCAGAUCAAACUGAGGAACAUCAAACCACUGAAGAAUCACAGGGUGCUCAUCUAUGGAUUGACAGAGCUUACCAGAAGGACAGCUCGGUCAAAAUAUGAUGAUACCAAAAUAUAUGAAGGAUUUCUUUGAGGAAAAAAAAAAAAAAUAUAUAUAUAUAUAUAUAUAUAUAUAUAUAUAUCCAUCAAGAUUUUAUAAUCAGUAACUCUUUGGGCUCAUCCAAAGCAUUUUUACAGAUGACAAAUGUGUACAUUUUUUAAGAAAUGUAUCAUUUAUGUUGUGCAUGUAUAUUUCUUAAUCUAAGCUUUUAAUAGAGGGAGAUCCAUACCUAUAUUAAAUGUCAUGAAUCAAUGGCCGCUAUCUGGAGGUUUGCUGAAAUGGAGAUUUGCGUUUAGGAGCAGAAGGCAGGCCUUUAUUCAUACUCAUUCAUGUUAGACACAUAAACACAAGGACCUGCAGAAUAGGGAAACUGGGAUUUCAACCUGGGCCCUGUUUUAGUUCCAGAUUUUCUCUAGGGACAAAAAUGAUCAAAAUUGGUGCAGUGUUGAGUUAGAGCGAUAUAAACGGCAACUGUGCACAUCACAGCACAUAGGGGUUGUGCUACCUGGGGACCAAUAGCUUCCCACCACGUUUCAUGUGCUUGGGUGUUAAUAAGUCCUUGAGGCAACCUCUACUUAAUGACAUCUAAUACAGGUCAUUGAUUGAAUUCCCAAAUGAGUUUUGAUGCAAUAUCUGCCUUGUGUUAUGAAAAAGGAAAUCCGUGUGUAUUAUUUUUUCUGUGAGCACUUCACCUAGUGUCAUUGUAAUAGAGGACCAUUUUUUCCAUUUCCACUUAUUCUGUGGAUUCAUUCAGAAAUCACGGGUCAAAGACUGCAUUUACAUGCACACCAUAUUCCUGCUUUAGUUAGAAUAAUGACAAUAUUCCAGUUAUGCAAACACCUUAACCCAAUUGCCUUAACAUGAUUAUAUUCCAAUUGCUUAAAAACACGGAUAAGACCCCUGGCCUAUCCCUGAGUUAAUCAGAAUAUUGGGGCAUGUAAACACAUUAGUUGGAAAAUUACCCUUUCGGAAUAUUAAUUUGCACAUGUUUAUGCAAGGAAUUUUGGUAGCUUGGUUUGUUGCUUUGACAACUCUGUAAACUAGCAAAAAGCAGACCAGCCAAACUUGAAGAUAUUUUGAGUAGCACCUCGAGCAGAGAAAAAAAAAAUCCUCACGUCGGCCUUCAAUCAUGCAUCCAAAAAUAGACAUAGCCAUACACGCAGGAUACACAGUUAUGGAUAGUGACCCAUCUUUAAUGUUGGAUAUCUAUCUAAAUUUGAUCCAAUGUGUUCCUGAAAGUGCAAACUGAAUCUUUUACAGUAGCGCUCAUGUUGACGAUCUGUCUAAUAAAAACGAGUCUAAUAAUCCUGUUCUUAUGUUGAUAGGGACUGAUGUGGAUAUGUUCUCAUAUCCAUUUUCUUAUAUGUGGUCUCUAUUCAAUCAUGUCUGGUCUAUUAUUACCUCUUUUAAAUCCAUUAUUAUUAGGUAUUAGGCAUUUUUUUUGCAAAGAAAUACAUAUUUCCCUUAUGUUAUACCAGCAUAUUUAAUUCACCUGAAUAUAGGCUACAGUAGAUAGAGGCUUGUUAAAAAAUGCAUUCAAUGUUCAAUUCUUACCUGCUGACUAAUGCAAAUUACUGAUUGCUUUUAAAGAAUUUCACUUACACAUGCAACUGGAAUCUGCGAGUCAACACUUGUUUAACCCACCAUUGGCUGAAGAAAAAAAUAGGCAAAGCAUAGUGGCCUCCCUUUAUGCUGUCAAGAAUGUCACUAAUUAGUGGGCUCCAGGGAGCUUACCGGAGAAGUUGGAUGUCUGCUCGUUUUUGCGUAGUUGCGUAAUAAAAAAAAAUCGUACCGCUGUACUUUGAUGUGAAAAUGCGUGGUUGCUACGCAAAAUACAAACAGGUUGGCAGGUCUGGAAAAGCAUGACUAACAGUUUGCACUUCUUGAGUGAAGAUGAGGCCAAUUUAUGUAUCCAAACCUGAAAGUUUGAAUUUUUUUACAGAAUACACCACUGGUGAAAAAGGGGGUGAGAAACUCCACACAGGUUUUGUGCGAAUUCUGAAUAUAAUAACCAGACUGUGGACCUUAUGGAAUUACCUCGGAAUAUGGUGUGCAUGUAAACAGUCAUGGUUUUUACUAUACGCAUGGAUGCCCUCUAUACUAUUGUAUGUCGUAUAUUAGAGUUGAUCUUGGGAUAAAAAUAAAAGAAUCAAUAUAUUAGAUAUUUGUUGAUCCAAAUUGAUUAUUGUUUAACCUUUAGCAUUUGUCACCACCCUUUUUAUGUUAAUUCUGCUAUCUCUAUGUGCACAUUUGUAAUACUCAACAUAGUUAACACUAUAUUCAGUUUUCUGUUACUGAAAAGGAUAGGCAAAAAGAUGAAGUCACUGGACUGAAGUUAUUGUAAAAAAUAAAUGCAUUAUUGUUAUUAUCAAUAAUAAUAAUAAUAGUAGUAGUAGUAGUAAAUAUCAAACAUUGUUACACCAAUUCUCUGUAUAUCCAUUUACUUGCCAUUUUCUGUAGGUAACGUAGAAGGAUGAAUAACAAUGGUGAAAGAUUAUUUUUUGUCCAUGUCAAAUACAAAAAAGGAUAGUCAAAGGACAUGCAUACUCUACCAUUAUCCCAAUGAUUUUGUUAUAUAUAUAUAUAUAUAUAU